UUUUGUUACUAUUUACUAGCGACGUGACUUUUGCGCUAAUGUUUGGUUACUUUCCUUACAUAUAAGAAGUAUGGAAUGCCCAGUAAUCAAUGGAAGAGUGUUGUGUUUCAUUCAGUUUUUAAGGGAGUGGGAAAGACUUGAGACUUGGUUUACUGGAAAAGAAAGAAUUGUUGCAGUUCAUUGUUUAUGUCUUCAAAGAUUUGUAUCUUUAUUUGAAAGUGUUCAGCACCCAAAAGUGAAAUUCAGAUGAAUAUUAUUUGAAAAGGGAAAAAGAGAAGGGAUUUUCUGGUCUACUGUUUUCAACCUCCAACCUCUAGAAUAGACAGGAUCCAAUUUACUUGGUUUAAGUAGAAAAUUCAAAACAGACUUUGUACCAUGGUUGGAUUGGAACUCAUACCCAUUGGUACAAUUUUGGCUGUUCUAACCAGCCAGGUCUUGAAAACAGCUAAUGCAGCAAUGGAUGUUGUUAUUGAUAAAGAAAGUUUCAAGGUCCUUUCAAAACACCUGCUUGAUAUUGCGCCAGUCCUAAAGGAAUUACAGCUUCAGGAACUGAAUGAGUCUCAAGCUGCAAGGGUUGCUCUGGAGUCUCUUGAAUCAGAUGUCAAAAAGGCGAACAAUUUGGUUGAGAAGUACAGGAACCGUGGCCGUUUUUACUUACUGGUGAAGUGCCGAUACAUAGUUACGGAGGUUGAACAAGUCACAAGGGAUAUUGGAAGGUCUCUGGCUGCACUAUCUAUUGCAAAUACUGAAGUCUUGUCAAGAAUAUCUGAUCAGGUCAACAAACUACAAAGUGAGAUGCAAAGGGUGGAGUUUGGGGCUUCACAAUCUCAGCUUCAAAUUGUUGAGAAGUUGAACCAUGGGAUUAGGGAGCAGAAACUAGAUCAAGCUUUUGCAAAUGACAUGCUUGAGGAAAUAGCAAGGGCAGUUGGGAUUCCAGUGGAGCCUUCAGAGAUAAGCAAAGAGAUUUCCAGCAUUAGGUGGGAAAAAGAAGAAGCUGCCAACAGAAAAGAAAGAGCUGAAGUUGUCUUUUUAGAGCAGAUCAUUGAGCUACUUUCACGAGCCGAUGCUGCGAGGGAUUAUGAAGAAGUUAAGAAGCAAUACUUUGAAAGGGUUCAGGUAAUAGAGCGAUAUGAUUCAAGGGAAAAGUAUAUCCUACCACUUAAUUCUUUCCUUUGUUGCAUAACUGGAGCUGUUAUGGUAGAUCCUGUCAGCCUUUGCACUGGUACUACAUGUGAGAGAUCCGCAAUUGAAGCUUGGUUUGAUGAUGGCAACAGGACUGACCCAGAUACAAAAGAGGUUCUUGAAGAUACUAGCUUGAGGUCAAACAUUCCAUUAAGACAAUCCAUUGAAGAGUGGAGAGAACUUAAUUACUGCUGUAGUAUAAGGUCUAUCAGGGAAAAUCUCUUGUCCAAUUCUGACUUGUUUUUGCAAGAAUCCCUGAGCCAAAUGCAGGCUCUCAUAAGAGAGAAUUCUAUUAACAAGGAUUGGAUUUCUAUAGGAGAGCUUACUGAUAUUAUUAUCUCCAUCCUUGGGAAAUCUGUUUCCGGAGAUGUGAAGACAAAGAUCUUGAUUGCUUUGAAAGAUGCGGUAGAGGGGCAUGCGAGAAACAAGGAAAAAGUGGUUGAAUCUCAAGGGUGGGAUCACAUCAUUUCCUGCUUAGGGAGUGACUAUAAAAUUUCAAAGGAAGCAAUUUAUUUGCUAUAUGAAUUGCUUCAAGACCGAUCUGGUUGGAAUAAACGUUUCUGCAAAAAACUCUCUGAGCAUCCUAGGGCUAUUCUUUACCUUGUUACCCUUCGAAAGGGUCCUGCCAACGAUUCAGCUGGGGUUGCAGAAAAGAUUUUGAUGGAGCUUUUUGAAAUAGAAGAGGAAAACAUUUCUGGUGCAGCUAAGUUUGGCUGGUACAAACCGCUUGUUGAUCGCAUGAUUCAAGGAUCGGAGUCUUCAAGAAUGUCAAUGGCAAAAGUCAUAGUUAAUUUGGAGUUGAAAGAUUUAAACUUGAAAGUCCUUGGCGAGCAAGGAGUUAUACCAGUUUUGCUAGAAAUGCUAUCUGGUAGCAUUGAAUCAAAAGAAUUGUCGUUAUCAGCCCUGGUUAAACUAGCAGGAUUUCAUGCCAAUAAGGGGAUUAUUGCUGCAUCUGGGGGUGUGCCUCUUGUUCUAGAUUUAAUGUUCUCUCGUAGGAUGUGGACAUUCAUUACCAUUAAAUGCUGUGAAAUCCUUGAGAAGCUUUCUUCGGAUGACGAUGGAAUUGAUUUCUUUGUUGAUGGAGAAGGGAAACAACUCGAGUUAGAUAACAUAAUCACCAAUUUGCUAGCUCUUCAGCAGAGUCCUAACUCAGCUCACAACUUCCGUAAGCCUGCAUUACGCGCUCUUCUUGGCAUUUGCAAGUUUGAGACAGAUUUAGUUAAGAAAGCAGUUCUAGCAGCCAAUGGUGUAUCUCUAAUCCUUCCCCUUCUUGAUGAUUCUGACUCAGAAAUCAGGGAGACUGCCAUAAAUCUUCUCUUUCUUUUCUCUCAACAUGAACCAGAAGGAGUAGUUGAAUACCUCUUCAGGCCCAGAAGACUGGAAGCUUUAGUUGGUUUUCUUGAGAAUGAUGACAAUAAUGAUGUACAAAUGGCUGCUGCUGGUUUACUUGCUAACCUUCCAAAAUCAGAACGAGAACUCACUAUGAAAUUGAUUGACUUGGGUGGCCUUGAUGCAAUCAUAAGCAUUUUGAAAAAUGGUACAAUGGAAGCAAAAGAAAAUGCUCUAAGUGCACUCUUCAGGUUUACAGAUCCUACAAAUAUCGAGUCACAGCGCGAUUUGGUUAAACGAGGAAUAUAUCCUUUGCUUGUGAAUUUUCUCAAUACUGGUUCAGUAACAGCAAAGGCAAGAGCAGCAGCAUUCAUUGGUGAUCUUUCUAUGAGCACUCCAAAGCUCACAGUUGUUUCCAAAUCAAAUGGUUGCUGGUGUUUUAUAUCAUCAAGGGUCCCUUUAUGUUCAGCACAUGGGAGUGUAUGCAGUGUGACUUCCACAUUUUGUCUAUUGGAAGCAAAUGCUUUGCCUGGCUUGAUAAAGCUGUUACAUGGAGAGGUUCAUGCAACUGCUUAUGAAGCUAUUCAAACACUUUCCACAUUGGUUUUGGAAGACUUUCCUCACAGGGGAGCUCGUGUCUUGCAUGAGUCAAAUGCAAUGAGACCCUUAUUGGAAGUUUUGAAUUGGGGAACUGAUUCUCUCAAGGCUGAAGCACUAGGACUAUUGGAGAAGGUGUUUGUCUCAAAGGAAAUGGUUGAAUACUAUGGAACAACUGCUAGAUUACGUCUAGUUAGUCUCACUGGCAUGAAUAUAUAUGGAGAUGGCCAUCUAAGGAGAAAGGCUGCCAGGGUACUAUCAUUGCUUGAACGCUAUUCAAAGUCAUCAUCAUCUGCAAUCUCUGGAGUUCUAGAGUGAAAUUCUAGGCUCAAGAGUUAGAACAGAAUUUGCUUCCAAAUCUUAUAUACUUUUUUUCUUACCUUUUAGUUUAUUGGGUAAUUUCCAAUAAAACUUGUUAUCUACAUUUCAAUCAGUUUCUAUAUCUUGGAUGUUGGCCUCA
Gastrolobium bilobum is the source of this 3568-nucleotide messenger RNA. RefSeq names its product U-box domain-containing protein 44-like. Gene Ontology annotation, biological process: cell surface receptor signaling pathway; protein ubiquitination. The record is from RefSeq and is a predicted model, not a curated record. NCBI's taxonomy places the organism in Eukaryota, Viridiplantae, Streptophyta, Magnoliopsida, Fabales, Fabaceae. The transcript is spliced from 5 exons. Gene Ontology annotation, molecular function: protein binding; ubiquitin-protein transferase activity. The coding region runs from base 376 to 3426 and encodes 1016 amino acids.